AUGCCCACCCCGCCCGACCCUGCAAAACGCCUGCCCAAGAUGAAGAAACAACAGCCCCAGAAGGACAUUGAGGACUUCUGGAACAAGUUCACCACCGACCACCCGGGCAAGAUCUUUACCAUCCUGCCCGACAACCUCUACGCCAAGCGCGCCGCCGCACAUGCCGCACAUCGCCGGAAAGACGCCUCGCCCGUGCAGAAUGCCCAGGCCUCCUACGACGAGGCCGUGGCAGCCUGCGAGGAGAAGGUGGCCAAGAUUGUGCGCGAGUGCCGUCGCAUCAACCAAAAGUACCGCGAUCCGCACUUCGACAUUGAAUCCGACUUUUGCCGAUCGCAGCAGACGGGCGUGCCGUCCGACUGCCUGACCAGCCUCGACGGUUUGGGCACGGACUUGAAGCCCAUGUCAGUCAAGAGGAUCGAGGACAUUUUCGACGACCCACAUUUUUUCAUCGAGGGCGCUACCGCAAACGACGUCCGCCAAGGCAACGAUGGCGACUGCUGGCUCAUGUCAGCUUUGUGCACCUUGAGCAACAAGAAGGACUUGAUCGACAAGGUGUGCGUGGCACGCGACGAACAAGUCGGCGUUUACGGCUUCGUCUUCCACAGAGACGGCGAAUGGAUCUCCGAGGUUAUCGACGACAAACUCUACCUGAUCAAGGAAGACUUCCACGACUCGGUUCGCGAUCGUCCCCAGUGGCUCGAACUGCAGAACCGCAAGAGCCCCGAAGAAGAGUAUCGCGCCGUCUUCCAGACUGGAUCGAGAUCGCUAUACUUUGCACAGUGCAGCGAUCCGAACGAGACAUGGUUACCCCUGCUGGAGAAGGCCUACGCCAAGGCACAUGGCGACUAUUCCGCCAUCGACGGCGGCUUUGUAGGUGAGGGUAUCGAAGACCUGACCGGCGGUGUUACGACCGAGGUGUUUUCCACCGACAUAUUAGACAAGGAGAAGUUUUGGAAAGAGGAGCUCAUGAAAGUAAAUGAAGAGUUCCUCUUCGGAUGUGGCCAGAUGGGCGGCAGCUACGGUGAGAGGAGAGGCAUUCAAGAGAAGCAUGCCUACUCCAUCAUGGCUGCUGUCGACAUUGACGGCCAGAGGCUACUGAAGCUCAGGAACCCAUGGGGCAAGACUGAAUGGCGUGGAGCCUGGAGUGACGGCGCCGAAGAGUGGACCCCCGAAUGGAUGCAGAAGCUGAACCACAAGUUCGGUGACGACGGUGUCUUCUGGAUCUCUUACAAAGACCUGCUGCGGAACUACCAACACUUUGACCGCACGCGGUUAUUCGGUCCCGAAUGGACCGUCACCCAGCAAUGGACCAGCCUAAACGUCCCAUGGUCUGUUGACUACCUCGACACCAAGUUCAGCAUCACUCUCCACAAGUCCAGUCCUGUUGUCAUCGUCCUCGCCCAACUUGAUGACCGCUACUUCCAGGGCCUUGAGGGCAAAUACGAAUUCCACCUCCAGUUCCGCGUCCACCGCGGCGACGAGGAGGAAUACAUUGUCCGCAGUAACGGCCCCUACUACAUGAAGCGGUCCGUCAGCACCGAGCUCUUCCUCGAGGCUGGCACAUACACCGUGCUCAUGAAGAUCACCGCUAAGCGGUACGAGAGGCCAACGCCCAUGGACAUUGUCCGCGGCAACUGCCUCCAACGUCGGGAGAAGCUUCUUUCUGUCGGGCUCAGCUACGACCUUGCACAUGCAAAGGGUCAGUUUAAGCAGCUUGACAAAGAGAAGAAGGCCCGCGAAAAGAGGGAGAGGAAGGAGCGCAGGAAGAGAAACCACGAAAAGGAGCGCAACCGCAGGAGGAAGCUCAGAGCCAAGGAGAAGAAGCGCGAAGAAAAGCGCCAGAGGAAGCACUCUGACGUCGGCGGCAUGGCCUUCAACGAUGUUCUGGUGCAGAAGGUCGCAGACCUUAAGAUCCAGCAGGAUGAGAGCCAGAACCCUCUUGGCAUCGACCUCUCCGAUGUUGAGGAGAGACAACCUCGGUCUCAUCACCGCGCUCGCUCCUCUACUUCUCCCAACCACAUGCACAUCGAUGCCGUGCACAACGCUAUGGACCAGAGCUCUGGUGGUUUCCGCGGUCGCGGUGGCUAUAACGGCCGUGGCGGAUACAACGAGGGCCGUGGUGGUUACAACGAGGGCUCCGAGCUUCCCAACAUUGUGUCUCAAACCGAGGACGGCAAGGCCGUGAACCCCUCUGCCCUGACCCACCACAUGUCGCCGUCUCUGACCUUCGAGGCUCCCACUCCCAUCGAGCCAUUGGCUGGCAACGGCGGCUUCGGCGGCCGUGGCGGGUACAAUGGCCGUGGUGGGUACAACGAAGGCCGUGGCGGCUACAACGAGGGUCGUGGCGGUUACAACGACGGCCGCGGUGGUUACAAUGAUGGGACCGACUCGGUCUCGGAGGCUCCUAUCCGCACUCCUUCCAGGUCUCGCGGCACUUCCGACGCCGGUGCCGGCUACAACAGGCGCCCGGUCGAAGAGGUUCCGCUCGAGGGCCUCGCCUCGCCUUCUCAGGGCUUCACUGGCCGUGGUGGCUACAACGGGCGCGGCGGCUACAAUGAGGUUGCCGAGCCGGUGCCUGAGUCCAUAUCGCGCCCGGGCACGCCUGGUCACCGGGCUGCGUCCCCUACUCCCUCGCACGGCUACACCGGCCGCGGUGGCUACAACGGUCGGGGUGGCUACAACGAGGUUGCUGAGCCUGUUGUCGAGCAGACCUCUACGUCCGCUCAGCGCGCUCGUUCGCCCUCUAAUGGCUUUACUGGCCGCGGUGGCUACAAUGGCCGCGGUGGCUACAACGAAGUCGCCGAGCCUGUUGCCGAGCACGCCGCAACUUCUGUCCAGCGCGCUCGUUCGCCGUCCAACGGUUUCACCGGUCGCGGCGGCUACAACGGCCGUGGUGGAUACAACGAAGCAGCGGAACCUAUCCCGCAGGCAUCCUCGGUCCCGGGCACGCCUCCUCUUCCCGAGGGACGUGUGCCGUCGCCGCACGCCUCGCCCAAGCCCGGCUUCACGGGCCGUGGCGGGUACAACGGGCGCGGAGGGUACAACGAGGGCCGCGGCGGGUACAACGAAGGCAGCGACAGCCGCAACGCCUCUCCGGCGCCGGCUCAGCGCCGCGGAACGUCGCCGGCACCAAUGCCGCGCGUCCACCGCCGCGACACGCUGUCCCCGCACCCGCCGCAGCACUCGCGGCACAACUCGCAGCCGAACGCGCAGACAAUGGCGACGCACCGCCUGUCACGCGCCAGCUCAAUCGCGGGCUCGCACGUCGGCGACCUCAGCGACUCUGAUAUCAGCUGGGACUCUGAGCUCGACGACUGGUCGUCUUCAGAUGAAGACGAGGCCGGCCCCGCAGGUGGCGAGGGCAUCUCGGCACUGGAGCGCCUCAACGCGCUCCGCCCCGGCAGCGGCGGGCCAGCAGGCGGCAACGGGCCGUGCGCGCUGAUGGGCUGUCUUGGGGGCGAAGAGGGCGGCGACCAAGACGACGAGUUUGAGCGCGACCCCUGGAACGCGGUGUGCGUUGUUGGGCUGCGCGUGUACAGCAAGGACGCGGAUGUCGCGAUCAAGGUGGUGCGGCCUAAGGGCGAGGAACUUCGGAAGGGCAAGGGCCUCGAUCGCUCCCUCGAUGUCGAUGAUAGUGCUAAGGAUGCUACCAUGGGGAUUCAGCUUGCUGGGUCGGAGGUCGAUCUUAGGGAGGUUAUGGAGGUGGGGUCGGCGCCUGCUUGGCGGGAGAGGGCGAGGCAGGGUUAG
Messenger RNA from Aplosporella prunicola CBS 121167, 3747 nucleotides. RefSeq lists its product as uncharacterized. The transcript is spliced from 5 exons. Gene Ontology annotation, molecular function: calcium-dependent cysteine-type endopeptidase activity. Gene Ontology annotation, cellular component: cytoplasm. The coding region runs from base 1 to 3747 and encodes 1248 amino acids. Gene Ontology annotation, biological process: proteolysis. The record is from RefSeq and is a predicted model, not a curated record. NCBI's taxonomy places the organism in Eukaryota, Fungi, Ascomycota, Dothideomycetes, Botryosphaeriales, Aplosporellaceae.